CAUGUGGUUGGUUUAGGGUCACACUACACCACAGUUUACUCCAGUAAUAACUAAAGAACACUACAUCAUUUAAAUUUUAUCUGUUUAUUAAAUUUAUACCAGUUUUGAGCAUUCAUUAACAAAGUGUUGAAAACACUAUGAUCCACUUUACUGUAGAAUGGUUAAAAAACUAUAGUACUUACUAAAAAUGACUAUGUUAUUUUUUUCUUGUGGGUGGUUUGGGUUUCUAGGUCACUCCUGAAGGACGCAGGUAGGUAAACAGUAACUCUCCUCCUCAAACUGAAUGUUGGUAGAUGACGUCACCGCGCACCGUGUGAAAGUGAAUGACUGACACCGCGUUAAAAGUGCUGAAGCUCUCUCUCUCUUCCUCCAGCAGUCGAAAACUGCUGUUCACCUCGGGGAGAGUCGAGUUUACCUGCGCUAAAACGGAAUCACGACGACUGAGACUGCACUGUCAAGAUUUCCGAUUAAAGUAAAGCGCGGUGGUUCGCAGCUUACCUUGGGGAAACGUGCUCGUUUGUUUUUAUUGAGCAGAAUGAAACCGUCCAAAAGUGCCCUGGGACUGCUAGACUUGAGUUUUCUGUCUGCCGAGGAAGAGGCGGCCAUCCGUCAGGUGCUGCUAAGAGAUGAAGACUUAAAACGACUAGAGAGUGGACGAGUCAGGAAACUGAGGCAGUCUGUUCCUGACCUUCAACAGCUGAAGAAUUUGACAGGCGAGUGGUUUGAGGAGCUCAGGAUCAAGCGAUACGGCCAGCAGACAGACGUCACAGCGGUGGUGAGGACCUCUAUGAGAUGGAAGAAAACAGCAGUUCAUAAACCCAACCCUUUCCUGAAUGAUAAACUGGACGAGAACAAAGAGCAUGAUAAGGAUGAGCACAACACUCGUCCAAAUGCAUCAGCUGACCCUAGAUUAAUCCAUCCAGCCCUGAGUAAAGAGACUUAUCAUCAACACACUCAUAAGGACUUCAUCGGUGAUGUUGAGACUCCCUCUGCUCCAAGUGUGUCUAACAAAAAAGAAAAACUACGAGCAGAAACUGAUGCCAACCCUUUCCUCAAUGGCACAGACCCAGGACACAAGUCUACAAAAACACAACCUAAAGAGCUCUCUGGUGGCCAAACAACAACUGUUUUCCCCUUCUCAAGUCCAGUUCAAGACACUAAACCAGAAAGAAGCACCACAAAAAAUCCAGAGCCACGACGAAAAGUUUCCCUCCCUCCAGCACUACAGAGAGACCAAUCAUUUGAAGAGAACUGGGUGAAGAUCUCCCUGGAACCAAACACUGUAAAGCCUGUACAUGAUGAAAACAAUAGCUCUGGAAUUAAACUAAAAGAGGUAAAACCACACAUUAAAAACAUUCAGGACACAUCAAGUCCAGAAACAUCUCACACUGAGUCUAAAAAUGUUUUACUAAAAAGUGGUUCACCAAUGAAAGAGUUUCACUUUCAACCACAGACUUCCUUAGCCUUCACUAGUCAUGGGCCAGAAUUGACUACACACUCCGCUCACGGCGAUUCAAAGGAAGUUAACAAAUUUUCUAAUGCUUUCCAAAAUAGCACAAGCACAGAUCAGCAGUGUUUAGCUGAAUUGACUUUCAGAGAGUCUGAGAGCGAUAAAGCAGGUCCUUUAGACUCUGCUAAUGUGCGUGAUAAGGGAAGUUUGGCCUCCAGAGAUAUUGUUAAUGAUGAGGCAAGUUCAGACAGGAAGGGAGGUGAAGGGAAAAAUGUAAGCAUUGGUUUUCUUGUUGAGACAGAUAUGGAUCAAGCAGUAGAGCAUUUGACUGGUGAGGAAGAAAUCAAUAAGCAUUUCUCUGCUGAAGAAGAGUCCCAGAGUCCGUCAUUAAAAUGGGGGAUUGAAAUGGAUUCUCAUGAAUUUCCACAGGUAAAAGAUGCUUCCAGUGAUUUUGGUGAUGACGUCCAGGUCCAGAUUGAAAAGAAGAAUGAAAAUGAGCUGCUUUAUCAGACAACUGGUGUGAAAUUAUGUGACAAAACUGUACAAAGUGAUCUUGAUUCCUGUGAAGAUAAAGUAAAAUUAAGGUCAUAUAAUAAUCAGACAUUAUCAGAAAUAAGCCAAGACAUUUUUUCAAUGACAGAUGAUGGGAAGUUAGUGCACAUCAGAGAAGAUAAACACAUGGACAAAUCUGUCCCUGAACCAAUUAAACCAGCUCAUCCCAGUGACGAUGUUGCUGGAUUUGGUCAAGAUUCUUCAGAAAUUAAAGUUGAUGUGGACAGUGCUGAAACAAAGUCAGAUGUUCUACUAAAUGUUCUUGCAAGAGCUCAAAAAACAAGACCACCUGUCCUGCAGAACAUCACCAAUCAGGAGCCAAACCUGGAGGGUACAGAUGAUACGGUUCCCAGUAUAGUCAUUGUGCCAUCUGAAUCUCCAGAUCCAGCAGAAAUGAAAGGAAACAAACGUGGGGCAUUAGUUCUGGAGGCUUUACUUCAGAGUUCCACUGCGAAAAAUCCUUCAUACAUUGCAGAUGCUUGGGAGGAUGAAGGAGUCAAUUCAGAUGAUGAUGAUACCUCACUGUCCAGUUAUGGGUCAGAUCUGUCUAGCAGAAAAGGCUUUUCAGCUAGCGCUCUGUCUCUUACUGAUCGCACUGGGAGUUUGCUGAGUGUGUACAGUGACGCUGGGGAUUUUGGGACUGUGGAGGUGCAGGGCUCUGUAGAGUUCGCAGUGAUGUACAGCCCUGUUGGAGAGCUCAUCAUCAUGAUUGAACAGUGUCAGGAUCUCGCUAUUGCUAAUCCUCGUAAGCAACGUACUGACCCUUAUGUCAAGACAUAUCUCUACCCAGACAAGUCUCGCCGCAGCAAAAGGAAAACCACCAUUAAAAAGCGGACUGUGAAUCCUGUUUUUGUGGAAUCUCUGAGGUACAAAGUGAACCGUGAAGAGCUGCCGGAAAAGUCUCUGAACCUCUCUGUGUGGCACAAUGAUUCCAGGGGCCGAAAUGUGUUUCUGGGUCAGGUUGAGCUCAGUUUUAGGACCUGGGACUGGGGUCAUGAAGCCCUUACCUGGUACAACCUACAGCCAAAGACAUCGGAAAAUGCAGAAACGAAAGAGUCUAAUGGAUUGCUGUCAGUUUCACUAAAAUAUGUUCCAUCAGCAUCCACUGGUGGGUCGAAGAGCAGCACCGGGGAGAUUCAUGUUUGGCUGCGUGAGGCAAAAGAAUUGCGUCGCUUGAAGCCUCAGGGAGUCGAUUCCUUUGUUAAAUGCUACAUUUUACCAGACACCAGAAAGAAAAGUCGCCAGAAGACUCGUGUUGUGAAAAAGACCCAGGACCCAGUGUAUAACCAUGCCAUGGUGUACGACGGCUUCAAAACUGGAGAAGUCACUGAAGCCUGCUGUGAAUUGACUGUUUGGGAUCACAACACACUCGCCAAUCAGUUUCUGGGAGGUGUGCGCCUCAGUCUCGGAACAGGGCAGAGCUAUGGCAAGAAAGUGGACUGGAUGGACUCGGUGGAUGAGGAAGUUCAGAUAUGGAAAAGAAUGUUGGCCAGCCCGAACAGCUGGGUUGAGGGAGAGCUUCCCCUGAGGUCCGCCAUGACCCCGAGGAAAUCAACCUCCUAAAGUUCAUCCGUGGUCUUCAAUGUUUAGUUGUGAGAGAAAAACACACACGGGUGGUUUCCCAGAACAAACCAAACUCUUUUUUUUCCAUUACCAAGCCAGUUUCUUCACUUCAAUCCUUCAGUUUCAAGAGAAAUAAAACAAAUGCUGCAAAAUACUGUACACAUGUGAUUAUGUGAAUGAGAAUAUGUAAUACUUAAUCAAAUUAUUUCAUCUUAAAAUUUGAUAUAUAUUUAAUAAAAUUGGAUUAUUGUGAUUUGUUUCAAAUAAAAAAAUGACAACGUUUGCAUUCCUAAA
Danio rerio (zebrafish) is the source of this 3859-nucleotide messenger RNA. NCBI's taxonomy places the organism in Eukaryota, Metazoa, Chordata, Actinopteri, Cypriniformes, Danionidae. The record is from RefSeq and is a predicted model, not a curated record.